GCUAAGGGGAGGGAGUGCAGGCAGGGAGGCCCCAGCAGUCACUGCAGCUUCGGCACCAGCUCCUGCCAUGGCCUCGCUCGUGAAGAAAAUAAUCAGCACUACUAAAGCCCCUGCACUGGGUCCCUACAGCCAAGCCGUGCUGGUGGACCGGACAAUGUACGUUGCAGGGCAGAUCGGGCUGGAGCCUUCCACUGGGCAGCUUGUCUCUGGAGGGGCAAAGGAGGAAACCAAGCAGGCUCUAAAAAACAUGGGAGAAAUCCUGAAAGCUGCAGGCUGUGACUAUGGCAAUGUUGUGAAGACCACAGUUUUGAUGGCUGACAUGAAGGACUACAAUGAUAUCAAUGAUGUUUACAAACAAUUUUUCAAGGCAAACUUCCCAGCCAGAGCAGCUUAUCAAGUUGCUGCUUUGCCCAAAGGGGCCAGAGUUGAGAUUGAAGCUAUUGCCAUUCAGGGACCUCUCCAAGAUGCUUCAGCAUGACUAUAAGUAGAGACUGGAUAUCUUACAAUGGCAGUUUUAGAUUGAGUUAAUACUUCUCCCUUAUAUCCAAUUCCUACAGCUGACUAACAGCAGUUACACACAGCUGAAAUCAGUAAACUUACUGAGGAAAGGUGCUUUCUUCAGCACUCACAGUGAGUUCUGUACUGACAAACUCUGAAAAGUGCCUGAGUCCUGCUAAAAUCAGCUGAGCCAGAUUGCAGGACAGGAUCUGCCCUUUGUGGGGGUGACUGGAUAUUCAGGUGUUAAGGUACAUACCUGGGUGAAUGUAUUGGAGUUACACUAUGAGUGAUAUGGACAUGGAAAACUAUACUGAUUUGUAAUUGUAGGUCUUUAGUAAAAAAUUUUAAAUUAAAAAAAUGACAGAAAUGAGAAAACAGAACACAUUAAUUGCUUAG
Melozone crissalis (California towhee) is the source of this 894-nucleotide messenger RNA. RefSeq names its product reactive intermediate imine deaminase A homolog (gene RIDA). Gene Ontology annotation, cellular component: cytosol. NCBI's taxonomy places the organism in Eukaryota, Metazoa, Chordata, Aves, Passeriformes, Passerellidae. The transcript has 6 exons. Gene Ontology annotation, molecular function: deaminase activity. The record is from RefSeq and is a predicted model, not a curated record. Bases 68 to 478 code for a protein of 136 amino acids.